GGUCCUACGAUUGAAUGCGGAAGCAGGCGGAAGUCGAAGAGCAGGAAAACCAAAUCGGCUGGCAGAAUUGUGGAAACCAAUAUUUUCAAUAAGACUUUCUUUAUAAAUUCCAUAUUGCCUAUAAACAUUAUUUCAGGUCAUCAUGAUUUUAUUGGAAAUCAACAAUCGGAUCAUUGAGGAAACUCUAACGCUUAAAUUCGACAGCGCGAGCAACGGGAACAAGCCUGAAGCAGUAGAAGUUACAUUUGCUGAUUUUGACGGUGUGAUCUACCACAUCUCUAACCCUAAUGGAGACAAAACAAAAAUAAUGGUCAGCAUCUCUCUCAAGUUCUACAAGGAGCUUCAGGAACAUGGUGCUGAUGAGUUGCUGAAACGUGUCUAUGGCAAUUACCUUGUGGCACCAGAAGACGGCUACAAUAUUUCUUUGCUCUUCGACCUGGACAAUCUUCCACCCAACAAAGAGGAGAUAAUCCACCAGGCAGGCAUUUUGAAGAGGAACUGCUUUGCCUCCGUCUUCGAGAAGUAUUUUAAUUUUCAGGAAGAAGGCCGUGAAGGAGAGAAAAGGGCUGUGGUUCAUUACAGAGAUGAUGAGUCCAUGUAUAUCGAGGCUAAGAAAGACAGAGUAACCGUUGUGUUCAGCACAGUGUUCAAGGAUGACGAUGAUGUCAUCAUCGGGAAAGUGUUCAUGCAGGAGUUUAAGGAGGGGAGAAGGGCCAGUCACACGGCUCCUCAGGUGCUUUUCAGCCACAGGGAGCCUCCUCUAGAGCUGAAAGAUACUGAUGCUGCAGUGGGAGACAAUAUUGGAUACAUCACUUUUGUGCUGUUUCCCCGACACACCAACGCAAACACCAGAGACAACACCAUCAACCUCAUCCACACCUUCCGGGACUAUCUGCACUACCACAUUAAGUGCUCUAAGGCCUACAUUCACACUCGCAUGAGAGCCAAGACCUCCGACUUCCUCAAGGUACUGAACCGAGCUCGCCCUGAUGCUGAGAAGAAAGAGAUGAAAACUAUUACGGGAAAGACCUUCUCACGUUAAGGAUGUGAUCACGGUCAGACCACAUGAUCUCACAAGACCACGCCGAGACACCCGUGGCCUUUUUAUACACCUCUGGCCAGUGAUCUCUUCAUCAUCCACCUGUUAUUUGCACCUCAACGGGGGGACUAAAGAAAUUCCUCGCUUGGCAUUUAUAGCAUAAAUAUUAUAUGUUGGAAAAACGAUUUUUGAUACGCUCUUGUGUUUUAUUGCAUAGGACUCUGACAGCGUUUUAUUGACAUAGUCAUGCAGUAUUUUCCUCUUCCUCUUUUGCCUUGUUUGUGUCGCCAAAUGCAUCAAUAUUUGACAACAUGAAAUAAACCAGUCCUCUAUACAA
Paramisgurnus dabryanus is the source of this 1376-nucleotide messenger RNA. RefSeq names its product actin related protein 2/3 complex, subunit 2 (gene arpc2). Lineage: Eukaryota; Metazoa; Chordata; Actinopteri; Cypriniformes; Cobitidae. The record is from RefSeq and is a predicted model, not a curated record. Gene Ontology annotation, cellular component: Arp2/3 protein complex; actin cytoskeleton. Gene Ontology annotation, molecular function: structural constituent of cytoskeleton; actin filament binding. Gene Ontology annotation, biological process: Arp2/3 complex-mediated actin nucleation; actin filament polymerization.